UGAGACAGAUGGGGUGAGGAACAAUGGCCGGACCCGUGUGGAGGGCGGCAGCGACUGACACAGAAUGUCUGGACCGGAGCCAGAACCAGAACCAGGCCAGCUGUCUCCGCCCUGCCCGACCUCACCCGCCCCGCGGCGCUCCGGGGUCGAGGCGAUGACACGGAGCGACGGCCCGCCCCGGCCGCGUCAGACGGGCCGAACACACCCUGAGGGAGCGGCACAGCUGGGUGUUGGCAGCGUGGGCAGCGGAUCAGAACCAGAACCCUCCGCGGCAGAUAUAAUGGCUACAGCGAGCACCUCAGGGCAGAGCAGCUUCGGGCUUGGAAAGAAGAAGAAGAGUCCCGGUCUGAUGGAUCAGCUAAGCAAAUUGUUUGGAGGAGAGAAGAAGAAGAGGAGCAAGGGCUCGUUCAGGGGUCACCUGGCCGCCUCGCCCCAGCAGCCCUCUGCCCGUCGUCGGACCAAUGAAAACGCCGUGGUGCAUUUCUUCAGGAGCCUUGUUUCCUCCCCGCCUCCUAAAUCCACGUGGAGAGAAGUCUUGGGUUUGGCCUCUGCGUCGCGAACUGAGAGCACGAAGUCGCCGGUCAGGAGACGCAGAGAACAAAGCACGCUGUCCAGGAUCUUCAACCUGGGAGAAACCAAGUCCCGUCCACCCCCAAAACGCUGGAGCACCAUCUUCUAAGCUCUCCGCCGACCUCCACCGCUUAGAUCCAACGGGACCAGAACACCACCAGGAAGGAGAGGCGGAUCCCCAGGAGUCAGACCCACAACCUCAACAAAUGUUAAC
Molecule: messenger RNA, 784 nt
Organism: Poecilia latipinna (sailfin molly)
Lineage: Eukaryota; Metazoa; Chordata; Actinopteri; Cyprinodontiformes; Poeciliidae
Product: myelin basic protein-like
Exons: 6
Coding region: 65-679 (204 amino acids)
Molecular function (GO): structural constituent of myelin sheath
Source: RefSeq, a predicted model, not a curated record